Molecule: messenger RNA, 39735 nt
Organism: Coregonus sp. 'balchen'
Lineage: Eukaryota; Metazoa; Chordata; Actinopteri; Salmoniformes; Salmonidae
Source: the annotation of a GenBank genome assembly
AUGUCCCAUCCCAGAAGGAACGUGUAUGUGCCUGCAGAGACCUGGCAUGAAGUGCUGCCUGACAGGCUGUCGGGCUGGGACACACAGCUGGGUGUGUGUGUGUGUGUGUUUGGCAGGGCAAUAUACAACAAAACAUAAGUCUCAGAGUAUGAGAAGUGAUGCGUUGCACCAAAUUUAGCUGACAGCUAAUUUACAUUGCCAAUGUGUGUGCUUGUGCUUGUGUGUCUGCGUGUUUGCAUGCAUAUGCGCGGGAGUGUGCAUGAAUAUGAGCGUAUGCGUGUGUUCCCCUCUCCACCCUGUCCCGAGGCUGAGCUAACUGCACGCUGCUGUGUUGCUGUUUGAUGCUGAUGUGAGCCGUCAGUGUACAGAGGCUGUCUCCUGCUCCCCCAAAUGCCUGAACUGAACAACACAACAACAGGGAGAGGGACAGGGAUUACCAGUGGCAGGGAUAGGGAGUAGGACAGUGAUUUAAGUUAGGUCUCCUAAAGUUCGGAACCAAGAGUUUGAUAUCAGACCAUUUCUUACAUGAUUAUGUUACGUUGAUUUGUCUUGCCAUCCAGGUCUCCACUUGGUCAUUUUGUACAUACAUUGCUGUGAAAAAGUAUUUGUCCCCUUUCAAAUGUUCUUUACUUUUGCAUAUUUUUGAUACUUAAUGUUAUCAGAUCUUCAACCAAAACCUAAUAUUAGAUAAAGGGAACCUGAGUGAACAAAUAACACAAUUACAUACUUAUUUCAUUUAUUUUACAAACAAAGUUAUGCAACACCCCUUGCCCCUGUGUGAAAAAGUAAUUGCCCCCUUACACUCAAUAACUGGUUGUGCCACCUUUAGCUGCAAUGACUCCAACCAAACGCUUCUGUAGUUGUUGAUCAGUCUCUCACAUCGCUGUGGAGAAAUUCUGUCCCACUCUUCCAUGUAGAACUGCUUUAACUCAGCGACAUUUGUGGGUUUUCCAUCAUGAACUGCUCGUUUCAAGUCCUGCCACAACAUCUCAGUUGGGAUUAGGUCUGGACUUUGACUAGGCCAUUCCAAAACUUCAAAUGUGUUGCUUUUUAGCCUUUUUCAUGUAGACUUGAUUAUGUGUUUUGGAUCAUUGUCUUGCUGCAUGACCAAGCUGCGUUUCAGCUUCAGCUCACAGACAGAUGGCCUGAAAUUCUCCUGUAGAAUUAUCUGAUACAGAGCAGAAUUCAUGGUUCCUAUUAAGGCAAGUCAUCCAGGUCCUGAGGCAGCAAAGCAUCCCCAAACCAUCACACCACCACCAUCAUGUUUGACCGUUGGUAUAAGGUUUUUACUGUGAAAUGCAGUGUUUGGUUUUCGCCAGGCAUAAUGGGAACCUUGUCGUCCAUAAAGUUAUAUGUUUGACUCAUAUGUCCAUAGCACAUUCUUCCAAGAGUCUUGAUGAUCAUCCAGGUGCUUCCAGGUGCUUUUUGGCAAACUUGAGUCAACCUUUUGGACGAGAUGGGUCGCAAUAUGUCUGGUGAAAACCAAACACUGCAUUCCACAGUAAGAACCUCAUACCAAUGGUCAAGAAUGGUGGUGGUAGUGUGAUGUUUGGGGAUGCUUUGCUGCCUCAGGAUCUGGACAACUUGCCUUAAUAGAAGGACAUUGCUGCGGGGACUUUUGGACGAGAUGGCUUCCAUUCAGCCACAAGAGAAUUAGUGAGGUCGGGCACUGAUGUUGGGCGAUUAGGCCUGGCUCGCAGUCGGUGUUCCAAUUCAUCCCAAAGGUGUUCGAUGGGGUUGAGGUCAGGGCUCUGUGCAGGCCAGUCAAGUUCUUCCACACUGAUCUCGACAAACCAUUUCUGUAUGGACCUCGCUUUGUGCACAGGGGCAUUGUCAUUCUGAAACAGGAAAGGGCCUUCCCCAAACUGUUGCCACAAAGUUGGAAGCACAGAAUCGUCUAGAAUGUCAUGGUAUGCUGUAGCGUUAAGAUUUCCCUUCACUGGAACUAAGGGGCCUAGCCCGAACCAUGAAAAACAGCCCCAGACCAUUAUUCCUCCUCCACCAAACUUUACAUUUGGCACUAUGCAUUGGGACAGGUAGCGUUCUCCUGGCAUCCGCCAAACCCAGAUUCGUCUGUCGGACUGCCAGAUGGUGAAGUGUGAUUCAACGCGUUUUCACUGUUCCAGAGUCCAAUGGCGGCGAGCUUUACACCACUCCAGCCGACGCUUGGCAUUGCGCAUGGUGAUCUUAGGCCUGUGUGCGGCAGCUCGGCUAUGGAAACCCAUUUCAUGAAGCUCCCGACUAACAGUUCUUGUGCUGACGUUGCUUCCAGAGGCAAUUUGGAACUCGGUAGUGAGUGUUGCAACCGAGGACAGACAAUUUGUACGCACUACGCGCUUCAGCACUCGGUGGUCCCGUUCUGUGAGCUUGUGUGGCCUACCACUUCGCGGCUGAGCCGUUGUUGCUCCAAGACGUUUCCACUUCACAAUAACAGCACUUACAGUUGACCAGGGCAGCUCUAGCAGGGCAGAAAUAUGAGGAACUGACUUGUUGGAAAGGUGGCAUCCUAUGAUGGUGCCACGUUGAAAGUCACUGAGCUCUUCAGUAAGGCCAUUCUACUGCCAAUGUUUGUCUAUGGCGAUUGCAUGGCUGUGUCCUCGAUUUUAUACACCUGUCAGCAACGGGUGUGGCUGAAAUAGCCAAAUCCACUAAUUUGAAGCAGUGUCCACAAACGUUUGUAUAUAUAGUGUAUGUGACAUGAUGUUAGGAUAUUCUAUUGAACAUGACUGCAGCACUGUAGAUGACUCACUUUAACCCCUCUGUCUUCAUGAAAAGCACCUCUGAGUCUUGUUAUAGCCCUGUUAUAGCCCUGUAUAUUAACCAUGUUAAUGUAACAUCGUACUUGUACAUUAUGUAAGUUUAAGCCUAGAUGACUAAUAGAGUAAGCAGAGUUUAUUAAGCAGCUACUGUAUAUGAGGCAUCACAGGCUAGCCAUGGCACACAAGGGCACAAUUGGCUGUGCUGGACCUGUAAUGUCUGCUACAUUUUUGGUAUUUUUAUUUAACCUUUAUUUAAGCAGGGAGUCAUGCUGAGACCACGGUCUCUUUCGCAGAUGAGCCCUGCAUGAAAACAUCGAAAAACAACAAUUACACAAUACAUAUUGUAUCUAUAUACACAUCAAUUACACAAUACAUAUUGUAUCUAUAUACACAUCAAUUACACAAUACAUGAAAAGCAAAUACAAAACACGAAAAGCAAAACAGUCAUAUGAAGCAAACACAUUCUUCAGUUAAAAAGCCCACAUUCAGUAAAAAUACACACAUUCUCCGACCUCCCCCCAGCACUGUGACCUGGAUGCUAGCUCCAGACACUCCCAAAAUAUGUCACGCUCUUUGAAUCGCUGAUUUCGUUGAGGGACGUGUACCCUCCACGGACAGAUGUGCUGCAGUCAUCGGAACAAAGAAGAGCUGAGUGGGGCGACCCAGGUUUUAUUUUAAGCUGCAGCACAGUAUGCUGCGAAACACAACAAACACUUGUGGUCAAUGUGGAGUCAAAGGCAAUGGCAGGGCAGAGAAGUAAAAAAAACAAAAGAAACUAAGAGAAGUAAUCCCUUUUAAGUUGCAAAUCUGUGCAGGGAUGAAUUGAACAUGUCUGGUUGGACAGGAUGUGAUUUGUCAUAGAGGGAGAACACUGUCAGGACAGCGAGUUGGAAGUUUGGGAUUGGGGCUAAGCCUAAAUGCUCUUUAGGGGGAUUUAGUGGUGGUCUUGGCUGCCCUGUCUUUUAGCUGUGCUUUAGCCCUGACAUAGCCCUGCCAUAGCCCUGCCCUAUAGCCUUCCCUGCCGUAGUCCCACAACCUGGGACAUUGCUGGGACAUGCCUACUGGCACUCCAUAACCACCACCAACCCCCCUUCCCACACACACUCCCCAGACUCCCCCUGCAAAUGUUCAGCUUGUGUUUAUUCUGCUGUGUCAUGUAAGGGUAGCAGUAUGUUAUGGGCCAUUUGUGCCUGGAGAGGUGAAGUAAGGCCUGCUAGCCAAUUAUGAUUUCAAUAGCUCAGUUGGUUCCAGCAUGGUGCUUGCAAUACCAGAGUUGUGGGUUUGAUACAUUUUAACUGUAUCUCUUUGGAUAAAGGUGUACUAAGUUAUCGCUAGUCCUUAUGCUCUGCCACUAUGUGUCGCUGCAAUCCUACUCUCACUGUCUUGACUCACUCAGACACCAGGUAUCUUAGUGGGUAAGAGCAUUGUGCCAGUAACCGAAAGGUCGCUGGUUCUAAUCCCCGAGCCGACUAGGUGAAAAAUCUGUUGAUGUGCCCUUAAGCAAGGCACUUAACCCUAAUUGCUCAUGUAAGUCGCUCUGGAUAAGAGCGUCUGCUAAAUAAUAUAAUUUUUUUUUAUUUUAUUUUUUUAUUUAAGUUGUUCUUACUAAACCUUAAGGAUCUCUGUAUACUUUGUUCAAAAAACAGAAAAUGUAGCUAAAUUGUUUGAAAUCAUAAAUACUGAUUAGUGUUUGACAAGUAACACUGCCAAACCAAAAGGCUUUUCAAGACCUUGGCUUGGAUGUAGUGUAGUUGAAUAAAUUCUCCAGCAAAUACUAUGAAAGAUCAGCGUGAUCAACAGAUUGCCCAUCAAUGAGAUUAUACCUUCUAAACUUCUACAUCACGAAGUGAGGCACAUACAGUGGGGAAAAAAAGUAUUUAGUCAGCCACCAAUUGUGCAAGUUCUCCCACUUAAAAAGAUGAGAGAGGCCUGUAAUUUUCAUCAUAGGUACACGUCAACUAUGACAGACAAAUUGAGAAAAAAAAUCCAGAAAAUCACAUUGUAGGAUUUUUAAUGAAGUUUAUUUGCAAAUUAUGGUGGAAAAUAAGUAUUUGGUCAAUAACAAAAGUUUCUCAAUACUUUGUUAUAUACCCUUUGUUGGCAAUGACACAGGUCAAACGUUUUCUGUAAGUCUUCACAAGGUUUUCACACACUGUUGCUGGUAUUUUGGCCCAUUCCUCCAUGCAGAUCUCCUCUAGAGCAGUGAUGUUUUGGGGCUGUCGCUGGGCAACACGGACUUUCAACUCCCUCCAAAGAUUUUCUAUGGGGUUGAGAUCUGGAGACUGGCUAGGCCACUCCAGGACCUUGAAAUGCUUCUUACGAAGCCACUCCUUCGUUGCCCGGGCGGUGUGUUUGGGAUCAUUGUCAUGCUGAAAGACCCAGCCACAUUUCAUCUUCAAUGCCCUUGCUGAUGGAAGGAGGUUUUCACUCAAAAUCUCACGAUACAUGGCCCCAUUCAUUCUUUCCUUUACACGGAUCAGUCGUCCUGGUCCCUUUGCAGAAAAACAGCCCCAAAGCAUGAUGUUUCCACCCCCAUGCUUCACAGUAGGUAUGGUGUUCUUUGGAUGCAACUCAGCAUUCUCUGUCCUCCAAACACGACGAGUUGAGUUUUUACCAAAAAGUUCUAUUUUGGUUUCAUCUGACCAUAUGACAUUCUCCCAAUCCUCUUCUGGAUCAUCCAAAUGCACUCUAGCAAACUUCAGACGGGCCUGGACAUGUACUGGCUUAAGCAGGGGGACACGUCUGGCACUGCAGGAUUUGAGUCCCUGGCGGCGUAGUGUGUUACUGAUGGUAGGCUUUGUUACUUUGGUCCCAGCUCUCUGCAGGUCAUUCACUAGGUCCCCCCGUGUGGUUCUGGGAUUUUUGCUCACCGUUCUUGUGAUCAUUUUGACCCCACGGGGUGAGAUCUUGCGUGGAGCCCCAGAUCGAGGGAGAUUAUCAGUGGUCUUGUAUGUCUUCCAUUUCCUAAUAAUUGCUCCCACAGUUGAUUUCUUCAAACCAAGCUGCUUACCUAUUGCAGAUUCAGUCUUCCCAGCCUGGUGCAGGUCUACAAUGUUGGUUCUGGUGUCCUUUGACAGCUCUUUGGUCUUGGCCAUAGUGGAGUUUGGAGUGUGACUGUUUGAGGUUGUGGACAGGUGUCUUUUAUACUGAUAACAAGUUCAAACAGGUGCCAUUAAUACAGGUAACGAGUGGAGGACAGAGGAGCCUCUUAAAGAAGAAGUUACAGGUCUGUGAGAGCCAGAAAUCUUGCUUGUUUGUAGGUGACCAAAUACUUAUUUUCCACCAUAAUUUGCAAAUAAAUUCAUUAAAAAUCCUACAAUGUGAUUUUCUGGAUUUUUUUUUCUCAAUUUGUCUGUCAUAGUUGACGUGUACCUAUGAUGAAAAUUACAGGCCUCUCUCAUCUUUUUAAGUGGGAGAACUUGCACAAUUGGUGGCUGACUAAAUACUUUUCUUCCCCACUGUAUCUCUUAUUGUGAGCCUUUGAGGACAGUCUAUGAAUGACUCACAUUAGCAUUCAAAGAACAGUGCUAUUCAAUCAGCCAGGACUGCAAAAAUCUGACCUUUUCAUCAACCUGGAACUGCGACAUUGAAAAUGUACUGUAGCUUAGUUGUUUUGCUACCAUUGACGGUUGGUGUUUGAAGAAAGCAGUUGCCACCCAAUAGGAAUGGUGCUUACAAACGUGUCUUUAAAGGAAACUCAGUCAGCGCUUAUUGCCAAUGUACUGUAAUACUGGGUUUAACUUAGCUUACUUGUCUCUUAGAAACAGACACAAAAAGGGCCAAUGUCAAUGAAGGCAGCACAAAGCAAUUUCAACACCAAUUCAGGCAAACAAACAAAGUACAAAUACACAAACAUGUUGUUGUUUUUUCAACUGGGAGAACAGUCACGUUUUAGGCUUCACAACAAAUCCCCCUGGUUGCGGCUGUGGGUGUACUCUACUAGCUGUCUCAAGGAAAGAUGUCAGUUUGACAUGAGAGAAUCCUCUCUUUGACAUCUUAGACCCAAAGUCCAAUGCUGACUGGAUUGUUCCUCUCUACUUGUCUUUGUUUGUUUCUCUUUCUCUCUCUUUCUCUCUCUAUGCCCCUCCUCUGUCCAUGUAUCUCUCUCUAUCUCCUCUCUCUCCUAUGUGUCUCUGUCUUUUCUUCUCUCUCUCUCUCUCUCUCUCUCUUCCUGUCUUGGCUCCUGAAGUCUCCGACCAAAUGGUACAUGAAACUGGUGCCUGUAAGUCAGCUGACCAGCGCUACACUUAUAUAUCCCUCUUUCAUCUGUCCAUUUCCAUAGUGAAUGUCUCUCACCGCCAUCUCCAUAAUGUCUCCAUGGUGACUGUCCCCAUGGUAAAUGUUAUCAUUCUACAAGUGAACGUCAACAUGUGAUUGCAGUUAUUGGUGUCGCUUUUUUGUGCGGUUAACUCAGUUUCCCUCAGUUUCCCUGAAUUUGAUUUAAUAAAGAUGAUUUGUGUUACUUGGAGGUUACUGAACAUCUGAUUGAUGCAUGGUGAUGUUCUCUAUUAUAAACUUGAUAUUACAUUGUAAUGUUUUGAUGUCCGAUUAAGUAUUCCCAUGGUCUGUGUGUCGUUAGUCCCUGCAUGAUGCAAUAUCAUCAUUGUUCAUCUCCAAUGAGAGAUGCACUCCAUCGAUAUGGUAAUCUGCAUUCCCACGUGUCUGCCUCUGUCAGUGUAUUUUUUUGUCUGUCCGUGUGUGUAUGAAUCUCCCUUGUCCCAUCUCUCUACCUGCCAAGACCCAUUGUCUGUCUGUCUUUCCUGUGGUGCUCCAGGCUCGCUACAGGAAGGAGCAUGCGGUGGCCCAGCAGGUGCCCUGGAUCCCCCCUGUGGACAACCUGCUGAAGGACACCACUGACGGCUGCGCCCUGGCCACUCUGCUGCACUUCUACUGCCCACAGCUAGUCAGACUGGAAGGUACACUAACUAGACAGUACUAAACUGUAUUCUGACCGUGGGGAUGGGGGGGGGGUGUGUGUGGUGUGUGUGUCUGUGGUUCCCUAUCAACACAUUACCCUAUCGAGAGUGGGUGGCAGGUAGCUUAGUGGUUAAGAGCGUUGUGCCAGUAACCGAAAGGUCACUGGUUCUAAUCCCCGAGCCGACUAGGUGAAAAAUCUGUCGAUGUGCCCUUGAGCAAGGCACUUAACCCUAAUUGCUCCUGUAAGUCGCUCUGGAUAAGAGCGUCUGCUAAAUGACCAAUGUAUGUAUGUAUGAGAGGCCUAUAGCUGUCUGAGUUAUUCCAUCACUUAGUCUGGAGGUGUUAAGGGCUCUCCCCUGGCUAGCCUUUCAUGUCCCAGGAGGAGUGAGUGAGCCAUCAGCCAUCCAUUAGUGAUGAACAUCAAACCUCAUAAUCAACUCACCUUUAAUCUCAUCAACCCACUGAUGAAGUGGAUGGGAUCUGAUAUGGACACACACACGGCUCAGUACCCCAAACUCAGAGUAAUGAUUGAUUUAAAGGCACUCCAUAAGAUUCUGUUUUCGCAUCAAAAUGUCUUGAGUACCUUCUGGAAAACAUACAGUAUCCUGAUCCCUGAUUGGUCAAUCCCAGAUAAAAAGGGACAAAUACCUUACAAAUACCUCCAGCCGCCUUACUCCUAAUGGACAUUCACUUCCUGAUUCACUUCCAAGGGAUUUGUGCAGCACUUGUCUCUCAGACCCCCUUUAACCACCUUAGCCAAUGAUGUGUCCUUGUGGCCUGUCCCUGUCAGAUAUCUGCCUUAAGGAGAGCAUGUCGCUGGUGGACAGCCUGUACAACCUUCAGCUGGUGCAGGAGUUCUGUCAGGAGCACCUCAACCGCUGCUGCCACUUCAGUCUGGAGGACAUGGUCUACGCCUCCUCUUCAGUCAAAGUAAGUCCACAAGGCAAAGUUACGGCUUUUAAGUGUGUUUUGAAAGAAUCUCUGAGGUACACAUUUUUAUAUUUUUCACACUAUUGUGUCUAUACCAUACAGUGUUGGCUGGGAUAUUUCCUUUUCACGUGGUCCUUUCCCGCACCGUUCCAGCAACUAGGUUGCAUGUGUAACCACGCCAGCGCAGUACAGCGCAGCAUGGCUUGGCUCAGCUCAGUAGUGUGAAAAGGGUAUUACUGCACUGGCGUGGUUACAGCCAACUCGGUUUGAAUUGUUGAUUUUUAAAGGGCAGCAAAAGUUCUAAGACAUUUUGCAAAGAAAAUAAUCAAUUUGGAAGGAAGAUAGUCCAAAGAGCUAAGGACAAUGGGUAAAACUAGGCAGAAGUAUUGGCAGCUACAGUGUGUGCAGCAUUGCCAGAGUUGGUGAGUCGUGUAUAUUCAUAUUAUGUAAUACAGCUGGAGAAAGCCUGGUGGAAAAUGGGAUCUGUCUUAAAUAGGUCCUGUAAACUCUCUGUCCUCACAAACCACAGUAUCUGGUUUGUUUGAGCUAGAUGUGUGUCUGUUUUGUCUGUCCCUCUCUUUUGUCUGUAUUGCCUUCCCUACUUCUCUCUAUUUCCUCUCUCCUCUCUCCUUCUUUCCUCUCAUUAUAUACCUUUCUCUCAUCUCUCUCUUCUGCGCUUUUCUCUCUCUCUCUUUAUUUCUUUCUCUCCUCUCUUUUUCAAUUUUUCACUGGAAGCUAUUAUAUAGGUAUGUAUUGUAUUCAUGUACAGUAUGGAUGAACACAUAACACUUGGCUUGUGUCUUUGUGUUGGCUCCCAGGCUGUGAAUAGUGGGUGUUGGUCACGUGUGUUGUUGCCAAUGUAUUGGGACAGUCAUAGAAACUGGUGGGAAACAAACAGCUCUGCAUUCCCCAUUUUCUCUAUUCUUGUACAGUAUGGUCUCACAAGUACUGUACUGAAAAAUGGUAUGUGUUGCUUUUUGUGGCAGAGAAGUGUCAUAAUGGAGGAAAGGUGAGUUGGGGGUGAGUUCAAAUGUGGUUGUGAGUGUGUGUGUGUGUGUUGUGUGUGUGUGUGCCUUGAGUGCUGCAAACAACAGUGUACCACUGGCCCUGUCUGGGUGUUGAGUAUUGGAGUCUACCCAGCUGUCAGUUGUGCUGGUCCUUUCGGUGGAGAAGUGUUGCUAGUAGCUGUUAAAGCACACAGUUCACAAGGUGGGUGAAUAGUAGUGAGCUGGAAUCAGCUGUGUCUGACACGUCCCUUUAAGCAACCCCAGACACAAUGGCAGAUCCUGAAUAAGUCACUUCACAGAAGGCUUGGAAAGGAGUUGGUUCAGGCUGCGGGCCAGGUAAAACAGAGCCCUUGGGCUGAAGAGGCAAAAAAGUCCUACUGCAUCUAUCAUGACACUAACAUUGGGCUAAUGCUAGCCACAAUAGAAAUAUAAUUACUAGAACUACAUUCCCAUUGAAGUCAAUGUUCUGUGAUAGGUGGACCAGCGGCCAUAUUGAGUGUACCCAUGAGUGUUCCAGUCAAAUUGCUGUAGUCUGAGAGGCUUGUCCCUUCUAGUAAUUAUAUUUCUAUGGCCACAACAACCUGUAUACUAGCCACUGACAAAAGCCAUAGAUAUGCACUUCAUUUGAACCUCUUCUUGGGAGUUUGAGCUUCUAGUUGCUAUUUCUGUGCAGCUUGUGUGACCCCAAAAUCUCACACUCACCCAGCCCAAACCUCUUACUUUUAUGAGCGAGAGAGAGAGAGAGAGAGAGAGAGAGAGAGAGAGAGAGAGAGAGAUCAUAUCAUUUAUGGACAUGGGGGACCUGAGACUAUGAAUACGGCCUCAGACACACAGGUCUCUGGUCUAAUCAGCCCCUUGGCUAAUGUGAAGUGAUUAAUGACAUCAUAGCCCAUGGUAGCCAAGGCACCCACUGAGGACUGAGGGGGGCGGGGUUGCCAGUGUGGUCCCUACUAAACAGAUUAUCAAUUUCCCCGCUUUAGCGUCAGCUUUGUUUGCAGUCAGCACCAAUGAGCUCUCAUCUCAGACAUGGAGUGACACGCUGCAAUCUCCAAACUUGGCAACCCGCCAGAGAACAGUAAGUGACAGUAAAAUCGGACAAUCUGGCAACUGGGCAAGGUAAUAUCAGGCGACAGGGUUGCAGUGUUGUGAGUAGGAGAAAAUCGGGGGCAGAACAGAAUGGAUGUUUGACUGGCGGGGGUGUUAGGAGAGAUAACGCUCCCAAUCUAAUGUGAGAGGAAGCAGGUAGACAGACAGAUGGAGGGAGAGGACAGGCUUUUGCCAUCUGGGCUAUGCGAGACCAUUUCUCUUUCUCUUUUAUUUAUCGUUUCUCUAUCGGACUGGGACUGGGAGGACCCCACUCAUGCUGCAGCUGAACAGACCUAGGGGUAGGCUACUGUAGCUCACUGCAAUAGAAAUUGUAGCCUGGUACCAGAUCUGUUUGUGCUGUCUUGCAAUCUGGUGUUGGUGAGACAGGAGUUGGCAAAACAACAUUACCAGAUUUGUAACCAGGCUAUAAAAAUGGUUGUUGUGAUUGUUUGCUAUACUGUAUGUUAUAGUGUUGGAGUGAUAGGAUUAAAGAUUGCUAUAGUUAUUUUGAUAAUUUACUGUAGUUCAGUUGCUACAGAGUUUGACAUUGGAUAAUUGUGUGUUUGUCAGUGUUCUGGCUGGAUGGUCGUUUGUCAGUGUUUUGGCAACUGUAUAGUCUGUCAUGACAGAAGAAAACAUUAAAAUGUCUGUUAUGACAUAACACCCUGGAAUAUGAGCAAAGAUGAUUCCUGUGCGCUGGUUUUGCGUCACUGUAUAUUUGGAUUGCAGAGAUUAUUGGCUUUGUAACAAUAGAAUGGGCUGUGCUCUGGUGGGGCGGCAGGUAGCUUAGUGGGUAAGAGCGUUGUGCCAGUAACCGAAAGGUCGCUGGUUCUAAUCCCCGAGCCGACUAGGUGAAAAAUCUGUCGAUGUGCCCCUGAGCAAGGCACUUAACCCUAAUUGCUCCUGUAAGUCGCUCUGGAUAAGAGCGUCUGCUAAAUGACUAAAAUGUAAAUGUAAAUGUAUAUGGACACAUGCUAUCUCAGGGAGCUAUACUCUGCAUGACCAAAAACUGCUCACGGUACCAAUCAUUUAAAAUGCAGCGUAGUCACUUUGGGGAGUCACCUCUAGUUAGCUGCUUCUGCUGUCUUGACAUACUGUUAAAUGGCUGAGGGUAAAUAUUGCUGAAGGGGUGAAUCUCUCACACACACACUCGCACACAUGCACUCACACACACACAAACGCACACACAUGCGCACACACACAUACAUGCGCACGCACACACACUGCUUUUGCACUGAGUAAGGGAAUGUUCCUUUUGUCUGAAAUUGUGUUGCUGACCUGAUGAACACCGCAGAUACUCAAGGUCAUAUCGGAACACGUGUGUGUGCAAGCCUCCUUGGGGAACCCUGGGUCAUGUUCAUUAGGGCAAACCGUCGCAAAACGUUUAGCAACUGAAAAUGGAAAUAAGCGUUUAUUAUUGGACAAGUCAAGGUAGUCCCUCCCUGUUGCAGUGUGUUUUCUUCUAUUUGGUGGCUAUGAACAUGACUUUGGGCUAAGUGUCAGUGGGUGAGGAUGGUAACAAAGGAAUAACAAUAACACACCAUGACUGGUCAUGAGGAUGUGGCCAUCGUUUAUUUUCCAAUCUAUCUAUGUCAAGGGUUCUGAUGCGAAUGUGGUGUGGAAUCAAGUGCAGGACACAGGAGCUCAGUCAAACUUGACUUUACUGGAAAGGCACAAAAUGAACGGGUCAAACUAACCCGGAGGCGAACAAUACGCAACAGUGCGUAAAAUACAAAAACCGACUACGCACGAACAAAAGUGCGACGGUAAUAACUAGCGUCUGUCCAAACAACAGUAGAACACCAACAGACAGGAAAAACAAUUACACACAACACAUGACAGAAACAACGAGAACUUAUAGGACACAUAAUCAACACUAAACAUGAACAGGUGUACUAAACAGACCAAACCAAUCAAACAUCGAAAACAAAGAACGGUGGCAGCUAGUACUCCGGAGACGACGACCACCGAAGCCUGCCCGAACAAGGAGGAGGAGCAGCCUCACCCCCCCUUGACGCGCGCGUGCGCUGACCCUGGCCUCGAGGAUGACCAGGAGGACGCGGAGCAGGGCGCGUGGGAUGACCACGAUGGAACUCAGUCAGAAGAGACGGGUCUAAGAUGUCCCUCCUCGGCACCCAGCACCGCUCCUCCGGACCGUACCCCUCCCACUCCACGAGAUAUUGGAGACCCGCCAUCCGACGUCUCGAAUCCAAGAUGGACCGCACGGUGUACGCCGGUGCCCCCUCGAUGUCUAAUGGGGGCGGAGGAGUCUCUCUGAUCUCAUCUUCCUGGAGUGGACCAGCUACCACCGGCCUGAGAAGAGACACAUGGAACGAGGGGUUAAUAUUCUUAUACUCAAUAGGCAGUUGUAAUCUGUAACACACCUCGUUCAAUCUUCUCAGGACUUUAAACGGCCCCACAAACCGCCGACCCAGCUUCCGGCAGGGCAGGCGGAGGGGCAGGUUUCUGGUAGAGAGCCAGACUCGAUCACCAGGUGCGUACACCGGCCCCUCACUGCGGUGGAGAUCGGCGCUCGCCUUUUGACGACGGAUGGCCCGCUGCAGAUGGACGUGUGCAGCGUUCCACGUCUCCUCCGAGCGCCGCACCCACUCAUCCACCGCAGGAGCCUCGAUCUGGCUCUGCUGCCAUGGUGCCAGAACCGGCUGGUAACCUAACACACAUUGGAAAGGGGUUAGGUUAGUUGAGGAGUGGCGUAGGGAAUUCUGGGCCAUUUCUGCCCAAGGAACAUACCGUGCCCACUCCUCCGGCCGGCCCUGGCAGUAUGAUCUAAGAAACCUACCCACAUCCUGGUUCACGCGUUCCACCUGCCCAUUACUCUCAGGAUGGUAACCCGAGGUAAGGCUCACCGAGACCCCCAAACGCUCCAUAAAUGCUCUCCAGACUCUGGAGGUGAACUGGGGACCUCGAUCAGACACAAUAUCCUCGGGUACCCCGUAGUGCCAGAAAACGUGGGUGAAUAGCGCUUCGGUGGUCUGUAGGGCAGGCCUUAGAGAACCGGUCCACAACGACCAGUAUAGUGGUAUUCCCCUGCAAGGGGGGAAGGUCAGUGAUGAAGUCCACCGAGAGGUGAGACCAUGGUCGUUGUGGAACGGGCAGGGGUUGUAACUUACCCCUAGGCAGAUGUCUAGGCGCCUUACACUGGGCGCACACCGAGCAGGAGGAGACAUAAACCCUCACAUCCCUGGCUAACGUGGGCCACCAGUACUUAGCACUAAGACAGUGCCCUGUCCGGCCAAUACCAGGAUGUCCAGAGGAGGGUGACGUGUGAGCCCAAUAAAUGAGUCGAUCCCGAACCUCGAGCGGAACGUACGUCCGACCCACAGGACACUGUGGAGGGCUAGGGUCGGUACGCAAUGCCCGCUCGAGUUCAGCAUCGACCUCCCACACAACCGGUGCCACUAGACAAGACUCCGGUAGUAUGGAAGUGGGCUCAACGGACCUCUCCUCUGUAUCAUACCGCCGGGACAGGGCGUCUGCCUUACCGUUCUGGGACCCAGGGAUGUACGUGAUUUUAAAUACGAACCUGGCUAGAAACAUGUUCCACCAAGCCUGGCGAGGGUUCAGUCUCCUAGCUGCCCGGAUGUACUCCAGGUUCCGAUGGUCAGUCAAAAUGAGGAAAGGGUGUUGAGCCCCCUCAAGCCAAUGCCUCCACACCUUUAGGGCCUGUACCACGGCUAACAGCUCCCUGUCCCCUACGUCAUAAUUUCGCUCCGCCGGGCUGAGCUUUUUAGAGUAAAAAGCACAGGGGCGGAGUUUAGGUGGCGUGCCGGACCGUUGAGAUAGAACAGCCCCUAUACCGGCCUCAGACGCGUCCACCUCUACCUGAAAUGGUAAGGCGGGAUCCGGAUGCGCCAGCACCGGGGCCGAAGUAAACAGGCCCUUCAGUUUCCCAAAAGCCCUGUCCGCCUCAGCUGACCACUGCAAGCGCACCGGACCCCCUUUCAGAAGAGACGUGAUGGGAGCUGCCACCUGUCCAAAACCCCGGAUAAACCUCCGGUAGUAAUUUGCAAAGCCCAAGAACUGCUGCACCUCUUUAACAGUGGUUGGGGUUUGCCAAUUACGCACGGCUGACACACGGUCCACCUCCAUCUUCACCCCUGACGCGGACAACCGAUAACCCAAAAAGGAGACCGACUCCUGGAAAAACAGACAUUUCUCUGCCUUGACAUACAGGUCGUGCUCCAACAGCCUCCUCAACACUCGACGCACCAGGGCUACAUGCUCGGCUCGGGUAGGAGAGUACACCAGAAUGUCAUCAAUGUACACGACCACACCUUGCCCCUGCAUGUCCCGGAAGAUCUCAUCCACGAAGGAUUGGAAGACCGAAGGAGCGUUCAUCAACCCGUAUGGCAUGACGAGAUACUCGUAAUGACCCGAGGUGGUACUAAAGGCUGUUUUCCAUUCAUCGCCCUCCCUAAUGCGCACCAAGUUAUAUGCGCUCCUGAGAUCCAGUUUUGUGAAGAAACGCGUGGAUAACUGUAUUUCACAGUAAUCUGAUUGAGACCACGGUAAUCAAUGCACGGGCGCAACCCUCCAUCCUUUUUCUUCACAAAAAAGAAGCUCGAGGACGCAGGGGAAGUGGAGGGCCGUAUGUAUCCUUGUCUCAAAGAUUCGGCUAUGUAAGUCUCCAUAGCCCUUUUCUCCUCUUGAGACAACGGAUACACGUGGCUCCGCGGGAGCGCCGCUCCUGCCUGGAGGUCUAUCGCACAAUCCCCCUGUCUGUGAGGAGGCAACUGCGUCGCUCUCGAUUUACUGAACACAAGUGCCAAAUCCCCAUAUUCAGGGGGAAUGUGCAUUGCGGGCACUUGGUUUGGACUUUCCACCGAGGUCGCCCCCACGGAAACACCCAGACAUCGCCCCUCACACUGAGCAGACCACUCCUUGAGAGCCCUCUGUUGCCACGAAAUGGAAGGGUUAUGGGUACUUAACCAGGGAAUUCCCAGCACCACCGGGUGCGCAGGAGAGUCGAUCAGAUAUAGCUGAAUAUUCUCCUCAUGACCCCCCUGCGUACACAUCUUAAGUGGUGCUGUGACCUCCCUAAUCAACCCCAAACCCAACGGGCGGCUAUCUAAUGCAUGAACGGGAAAUGAAGCGUCAACCGGAAGGAGGGGAAUCCCUAAAUCUAAACAAGAUUUCCGAUCAACAAAAUUCCCAGCUGCGCCUGAAUCUACUAGCGCCUUAUGCUGGGAAUGAGGUGCAACCUGUGGAAAACUUACAGGUAUACAAAAAUGUACAACAGAAAGCUCUGGGUAAGUGGGGCGUCUACUCACCUGGGAUGGCUCCCCAGUGCGUGGCCUGUUGUCCCCUCCCCCUGGAGACCCUCCCCAGCACCUGGCCGCAGUGUGCCCUCCACGGCCACAAGUGGUACAGGGGACAGCCUCCCUCGGGCUCCUUCUCCUCCUUUCUCUAGCGCCAGCACUUCCGAGCUCCAUAGGGCUCGGCUCGGAGGUGCUGGAGGAUGGAAUGGACGGACCCCACUCGGAACGUCCACGGGUGGCCAGCAGGGUGUCCAGACGGAUGGACAUGUCGACCAACUGGUCGAACGUAAGGGUGGUGUCCCUGCAAGCCAACUCACGUUGGACGACCUCCCGUAGGCUACAUCGAAAGUGAUCGAUGAUGGCCCGUUCAUUCCACCCUGCAUCUACCGCUAGAGUCCGGAACUCCAGUGCGAACUCCUGGGCGCUCCUCCUCCCCUGUCGGAGGUAGAAUAGACGCUCCCCCGCCGCUUUCCCCUCAGGUGGAUGGUCGAACACGGCCCUGAAGCGACGGGAGAACUCCGCAUAGGAGAUGGUGGUGGCGUCUAUCCUCCUUCAUUCGGCGUUGGCCCAUUCCAACGCCUUGCCGGUGAGACAGGAGAUGAGGGCGGAAACGGUCUCGUGUCCCGAGGGCACCAGGUGUACAGUGGCCAGGUAGAGCUCCACCUGCAGGAGGAACCCCUGACACCCGGCAGCUGUGCUGUCAUACGCCCUCGGGAGCGAGAGCCGAAUCCCACUGGGUUCCGGAACUUGGGCGGCCGGACUGACCGAUGGUGGUGGUGAGGUAGGUGGAGGUGUGGGUAACCCUCUGGACUCCCAUCGGUGCAAGGUGUUGAUGACGUCCUGCAGAGCGGUCCCCAUUCGCUGGAUCUGAUCAUCCUGGCUGCGGACGCGCUCCUCCAACGACUCAGGCGCUGCUGUCGCUCCUGCUGAUUCCAUAGAUGGUGUGUAAUUCUGUCAAGGGUUCUGAUGUGAAUGUGGUGUGGAAUCAAGUGCAGGACACAUGAGCUCAGUCAAACUUGACUUUACUGGAAAGGCACAAAAUGAACGGGUCAAACUAACCCGGAGGCGAACAAUACGCAACAGUGCGUAAAAUACAAAAACCGACUACGCACGAACAAAAGUGCGACGGUAAUAACUAGCGUCUGUCCAAACAACAGUAGAACACCAACAGACAGGAAAAACAAUUACACACAACACAUGACAGAAACAACGAGAACUUAUAGGACACAUAAUCAACACUAAACAUGAACAGGUGUACUAAACAGACCAAACCAAUCAAACAUCGAAAACAAAGAACGGUGGCAGCUAGUACUCCGGAGACGACGACCGCCGAAGCCUGCCCGAACAAGGAGGAGGAGCAGCCUCAGCCGAAACCGUGACAAUCUAAGUGUGUACUAGGCCUAUAUCAUAUGCCAUUUCUGGGAUUCGUUGAUUUUCAAUUUCAACAUGUAUGAUGAAGAAAAUUGUGUUUUAUCAUAAUUCGAAAGUGUCAUGAGUAAAUAUUUUUGACAGCAGCUCUUUGAAUAUAUUUAGGUCUCUGUGGAUUUUUCUCUGCCACUGUUCUUUCUGACCUGGUUUCUGACCAGGGCAUGAGUUCUAAUGGUGUAACAAUCCGAUAUAAGGAUAGCAAGGGAAAGGAAAAAAAGCUUUCCGCUCUUUGUGUACAGGUGAUCUGGCCAAACAGGUCCUUGUGGGUCAAACGUAUUAAUUGGUUCCCUAGCCCAUCUCGAGAGGAGCAGAAACUAGGCUAAUGGUUAUUUUUUCAUGCACAGGCACAUUCUAGUACCAACAGUACCACAUACCAUUAUGUAAAUGACGUAUUAACUAAAGGGAUCUGGCUGUGUACUGUAAAAUAAUGUGACCCCUUGAGAAAUGUGAAACAGCACCUCUGUUUUGAUGGUGAUUAAAGUGAUGGGGGAAACACUGUAUAAACAAGGUAAGCGAAGUGACUAAAUUAGCUCACUCUUUACUCUAACCAGUUGGAUUAUUUUUGGUCUAUGAAGGUUUUUGUUAAGAAAAUGUAAAUGUACUAACUGACUGAUCUCAAAGUAUUUGUGAUGUGCACUGACAGAUAAAAAAAAUAACUACCUUUCUGCAAGGGUUUGUCUUUUUGAAGUUAACAGAGACAUCUUGUGGAAGCUCAGGUAUACUGCAUUUGACAGUUUUGAACUGUCAUGCUUUUCUCCAAGAGUUUAUGUUGCAGUAGUCUUUUGCCUGGUGUGAAAUGUUGAUGUUGCAGUACUGUUUCUAUUAACCUCAGCCUUACCACCAUAUCCUGUCUGUUUUUGUAUUUUCCAGAAUAACUACCUUGUGUUCAUGGCCGAGCUGUUCUGGUGGUUUGAAGUGGUGAAGCCCUCCUUUGUACAACCAAGAGUUCUGGACACUGAAGGUAAGUCAGGCGAAGCAAUUUUUUGUACUUCAGAACUGUUUUGUAUUUUUGCAAACCUUCAGACAGCUCGGUUAAAUAAUUCCUGUUCUAUUUAUUGGUUUAAAAGGCCCAGUACAGUCUUUUCCUGUAUUUUAUAUCAUAUUGUACAACAGCUGAUGAAACUAACACUGUAAAACUGUGAAACAAUUUUAUCAGUGUUAUUUCCUGGUAGUUGCUGGUUGAAAAUACAAUCUACACAGGACCUUCUAAUCUAAAUUAGUUAAUAGACCAAUAACAAAGACAUUUCCAAACCUCUCUGCCAAUAACAGCUAGUUUUCAGUUUUCCCCUCCCCGCUCAGACCACUCCCAGACAGUCCUAGCAAAAUUAUUUUUUUGUUGUUGCUAAAAAAACUAUUUUUGCCCAUUUUAAUGGAAAUCUACUACAGUAAGGUACUUAACUGUUAUCCAGAAAUUAUUUGAUAAUGAUAUAAAAACAGCUGUAUUGGGCCUUUAAUGAGAGUAAAGUGUUUGUGUUUGGUUUUCAGAGCCAGCCCUUACGUCGUUAAGGAACAUGCCCUCUGUUCCCAUCUCCAAUGUCACCAAGAAGAGCUUCAUGGAGAGACCGCCCAGCCAAGAACAACCCAGGUAAUAUUUGUUAUUAAUUUAUGGUCCCGUUUGGCUCAGUUGGUACGUCAUGUUCGAUUCCCAUUGGGGGCACCCAUACGAAAAUGUAUACACACAUAUAUAUUUUAGGGUAGCAAAAGUAUUGGGACAAAUUCACUUAUUAAGUAUUUGGUCCAAUUUCAUAGCACGCAAUGACUACAUUAUAUUGUGACUCUACAAAUUUGUUGGAUGCAUUUGCUGUUGGUUUUGAUUGUGUUUCAGAAUAUUUUGUGCCCAAUAAAAAUGAAUGGAAAAUAAUGUAUUUUGUCAUUUUGGAGUCACUUUUAUUUUAAAUAAGAAUAUAAUUGUGUUUCUAAACACUUCUACAGGAAUGUGGAUGCUAUCAUAAUUACGGGUAAUCCUGAAUGAAUCGUGAAUAAUGAUGAGUGAGAAAGUUACAGAUGCACAAAUAUCAUACCCCCCCAAAAAUGCUAAUCUCCCCUGUUAUUGUAAGAAUGGCCCCUGCUAGAGCGUCACAUCUCUCUACCUCCUCUCCCUCGCGCUUUAUCAGCUCCAGUUAAUAAAGUAGCUUAAAAAUUGACUUUUCUGCUGCUUCCCUCACUCAGAUUGGACCGGGUCUGGAUCCGACAAGGUCUUUACGGAACAAGUCUAGUUGGAACGGGUCUCUAUAUUUAACAAAUGUAUUUAUGCAUAUCGGGUCUGGGUGGGAAAGCCCCAGGUCCAUUUCGGAACAGAUCCAACUUUUUGGACCUGUGAAGGACUCUAUAGUACAGUACAGAACGCCCAAUCUCUUCUGACCAUCAGGAUUAUUUUGAUGUGGUUAUCUUGGCUGUCAAAGCCAUCUGCAGGGGAUACUGAUCAGAGGUUUAGCAAACCCAUCUGGAAUGUAUUAAGUAGUCUGGGGUGGGCGCAUACUGUACAUACAGCGCUCAAGCUAUGGUGCCAAGCUUAAAAAAGACCCCAUUCCGAUCUCUCAACAGAGGUGAUAAUGUCUUGGUCAUUUCGAAACCAGUAUGUUUUCACCUUUGUAUGUGUUCAUGAUUGUCAAUUAUAUUUUAUAUAUUUUUCCUCCCUCUAGCCUGCCUCUCCGACCCCAACCUAGGAACUCAGGUAACUAGAUCACUAGAUGUUUUGGCUUCUACCAAUUGAUCAUUAAAUAGAUUAAAAUAUCAUACAAAUUGAUGGAUCUGAUAUGAGAUGCUUAUUCUCAUCCAGGUGAAAUAAAGAGAUCAACCUCAAUGUCCUUUGUGGAUGGCUGUGUAGGAACUUGGCCCAAGGAGAAAAGGUUAGUGUCAUGUAGCAAGUCAAUUAAUGAUUUUUAACAGACAAAAUACUUUUAAAUAGGCAAUUAUUGUUUGGUACAUGAUUGUCAUAACGUAUUGGUAAAAAAAAGUGCAAUACCAAUAGCAUUUGACUGAUUGACUGACUGUUUGUUUUUGCCAGGUCUGGGCCUUACGGGGUAUCCUUCGACAUCCCUUUUGACAAAGACAACGCCCAGACGUCCACUCCCCCCGGCCGUGGCAUGACUCGCUCUACCAGCACAGAUGUCUUCAAGGUUCAACAGAUGCCCCGGGGCAUGAAGAGGAACCUGUCCUUCCAGCCCAUCAACGGGCAGGGUGUGGGCAUCGGGGAGGAGGGCCUCCCGGACAGCCUGGCAGGGCCCGAUCUGCCCAGACAGCCUGGCAGGCCUCAACCCCCUGGAGGCCCACUGAGGUUCCCCAACGGCGGCGCAACCCUGGACAGGCACGGAAAUAGCACCGCCACCCCCAGCAUGGAGGAAGCCCUUCAGAUCAUCCACAACACCGGUAGGCAGCUCCCACAGUGCUCCCUGGCAGAGGACAUCAAAAACGGGUUCUUCCUGCACAGUCCAAACCAGGGCAGAGGAGGUGGCGUAGUCGGCCUGGACCCUAAUGCUCGACCGGAGAACAGCGACCUGGAUUCAUUGAGCAUCAUGGACACCACGGAGGUGGACACGGGCAUCCACGUGAGGACCGAGGACAUCGCCGAGACCCUGGACGAGGACUCAUCGCUGAGGGAAGCUCUGAGCAUGGAACUGGACAUGGACACGCCCAGCCCCUGCCCGAGCAGCUCCGGCUACACCAAAUCUCCCUCCACCAGCUCCGGCACCAAGAUGACCAGCUUCGCCGAGCAGAAGUUCCGGAAGCUCAGUGUCCCCGAAUCAGGGGGAAGAAGCAGCAGCAGCGGGGGCGGCAGCUCCCUCAAGACCACCCCCGAGGGCUCAGAACUGGGCCUCCCGCUGUCUGUCUCCUGGGCACCCACUCUGGAACACAGCCCCGUCCAUCAACAGAGCGCGCCCCUCACCCAAGACCCUCCAACUGGGCCAGCCCAGGGCCCUCCCCCUAGUGACCCGGCCCAGGCCAUGGCGACGGAGAUGGUGGAGCUGCGCAUGCGCCUAGAGGAGAAGCGAAAAGCCAUUGAGGCGCAGAAGAAGAAGGUGGAGGCCGCAUUCACUCGCCACCGCCAGAGGAUGGGCCGCUCCGCCUUCCUGGACGUGGUCAAGAGGAAGGGUGAUGGCGCCUCGGGGGUAGGAGGACAGGAGGAAGGGGGGAAGACGACAACGGAGGAUGAGAGGAAAAUAGGGAGGAGCAAAGCGGACACACCCGACGGGGCUGAGCAGGGGCAUGGACCCUCCGGAGCCCGCUGGCUGAAAUCCUCCUCCUCCGGAGGAGGAGGAGGAGGAGGAGGAGGAGGAGGAGGAGGAGGAGAAGAGGGAGGUCAAGGUCCCGUCGGAGGUCAAGGACCCGGUGAGGUGGAUCUAGCUGAAUACACACGCUCCAUUGAGAAGCUGAACCACUCACUGGGCUUCCUGCAGAUGGAGAUGCAGCGCCUGGCCCAACAACAGGAGGUCAUCAUGGCCAUGAGAGAACAAAAGCAACAAAAGGCCUGGGUCAUCCCCCCUCCCCAGACCUCGCCCCAGAAAUACACCCGCACCUCCGCCCGCUCCUCCGACUCACCCUCCCCGGCCGACUCACCCCACUCCGCCCACCGCUCGCCCACCAGCAUCAAGAGGAAGUCGGCCUCCUUUCACUCACGGAACCCCCGCACGCCACGCCCCAGCGAGCUCAAGCUGGCCCCCUAUAACCGCUGCCUGACAGCGCCCCAGUCCGUGGACAGCCUCCCCCGCCUGCGCCGGUUCUCCCCAUUCCAGCCCAUGGCCUUUGCCUACAUGGGGGAGAAACCCACCGGUCAAACCACAGAGACCGAGGACAAGGAUAGGGACAUGGACACUGAACCCCUGCUAUCCCCAGAGGGAGAGGCUGGUAGUGCCUCCCCAGCCAAAGACAACCAGAAAAGACAAGAAGGGACCCGAGAGAUUGCCAAGAAGGAUGAAGCGGAGGAACAUGAGGAGAUGGAAGUAGAGGAGAAGAAGCAGGUGAAAAUGGAUGAGAUCAAACCCAUAAUAGUGUCGACUGUAUCUGAAGUGCUGGCCCAGCCAGUGAAAGAGACCUUUACGGUCACCCCCACCGAGACCCCCCUUAUCUCAGACCUCUUUGGCGGUGCCAGAAGCAACCUGAUUGAGGUGCCUCUGUACGUGCUCAAGCCACUUGAGGGAGAAGGCAUGGAGGAGAGUGGAGACAUGGAGGGGACCUAUGGCGAUGACAAAAAAAAUUCCUGUGGCUUUUUCUUUAAGGUAGGAAGUUAAAGAUACACGAUAGAAGUUUAGUUGCUAAUAGUUGUGAGUUAAUCUCUACACAAUAUUUAUGUCCAUUUAGGGGAACCCUUUUGGCUCAAGAGUACUCCAAGGCAAAAGUUCUUUACAGCCUCUUAAACAGUCAUUCUGAUUUCUAUGUAAAAUAGCCUUUUGAGUGACUAAAACAUCACCCAUAAUAUUUCUUCCCGAUAUAAAUGCUCAACAUUUUAGAAAAAGUAAUUUUUCUCUCAUGUCAAACUAUCAGGAAGUCUGAAAAGACAGAGUGAGUGAGCGGGGAGUUGGUAGGCUGAGUGGGCAGGGAGCUCACCUUGAAUGAUGGUUCUUUGAAAACACCUAUUCAAGCAACAUGCAGUGAGCAUUUUUGCACUGAGAUUAUCUCAAGCAAAUUUGCUAAUACACAAAGCAACUCAAACAACAGUUUCUGUCAUACAUAAAUUCAUGAUUUCACAAAUGAUUUGUUUAUCCAACUGUUUGGUUAUUGUAACAGUAUCAAUAUAGACAAAAUGUUGGCCGUAUAAUUUAGCUAGCUAGCCCAAAUGGAAUUGUCAGCACUGUUUAUCAAGCUAGCUAGCUAGCUAGUUCAUCUUGAACAAUUUCAGUUGAAACUUUACAGGGUAAGGUCUGGGUACAUUUCAAUAAAUAUAUAUAUAUUGACUGCCAAACAAUGUUCAUAUACUGUAUCAUGACUAUCAAUGAUGUCAAGAAGUAUGAAUCUCCCGUUUGGCAUGUCUCUUGAUGUAAUGACAUGACAACUGCAUCUGAGUUUUGGGCAACCCUUCCCCCGCUUUUGUUCCAUGCUGGCUGAUAGGGCCGGUUCCAGGCACAAGCGACAUAAGAGGCCACUAAAGCCUCGUUCACACUGCAGGCCUUAAUGCUCAAAUCACUUUUGUUUUUCAAAUCCGUUUUGGAAUACUGACUGUCCAAACAGCAAGUGACCAAAUCGGAUUUGUGUGUGUUCAGACAUUUGCUGAAAUGGCUGCGCUAGUUGUCAUAGUGAUGACGGGUGUGUGCACAGUGGUGUGGGCUGAUUGGUGGUGGUGCUCGUGCUUCCUAACACGAGCACCACCACAAGCUAAGGUGACAACAUUGCCUGCCAUGGAUGUUUCCCUGUUGCUUUGAAUGUUCAAAAUCAUAGUGUAAGAACACUUUUAAAGCUUCUCAGGAUAAGAUGAUCCAACUUUCAAAACUAUUCAUUUUUGGCUAGCCAGAGCACUCUAACUAGCUAGCUAGGUUUGUGUUUAGCUUUCUAGCACAUUCACUAAUUUGUUUAUAAGCUAGUUAGCUACCACGUCAUGUUCUUGUCAAACUGUCAACAGAGUAGCUAGCAAGCAACAGAUUUGACCAUUCAUACACAAGUCGCAUGGCCAGGAAUCAGAUUUGUAUCUGACUUCAAACCACCUACGAAGAUGGUUUGAAAUGUGGCUUGUAAUAUCCGAUUCUGUCAGUCACUGACAGUCACUGAAUUAGCCAUGUCAGCUAACAAUUGUUUGAUUGGUAGUUAGUCUAGCCAGCUUUCUAAACUUGUAUUAAUCAUGGCUGAAUACCGACCGGGCACGCAGGGCACGUGCCCAGGGGCCCUGACCUCCAGGGGGCCCCCAUUGAUUUUGUUAGUCAUUCUCACUCAGAUAUCAUAUUAACAUGGUAUAAGUAAUUGCAAAAUGUGUAGAAUUGCAGGAAAUUAACUUUAAAUCAAAACAAAUUAUCCACCUUCAAGAGGGGUGCCACUAAAAUGUUUUACUGUGAGGUGGGGGGCCCCCCAACCAAAUCUAUCUUAGGGCCCCUGGCAGAAGACCUAGCUAGCCAGUUACUAGCUAACACCAAACACAGAUUAAAGCAUAUUUUUGCCUUAGAUGAAUAGGGGAAACCUCUUAUUAUAUUUGCUGACACGCUGCAGUAACAUUUUGGCACCAGUAGACUAGCUAACUAGCUAUGUAAACAACGCCCCUCUGCAAACACACCUUCUGUGAUGUUGGUUACAAGGUGGUACUUAUUUAAAUGAGGUAAGAGGUUAAGACAUUACCAUUUGUGUUUUAAAAUGAGAGGCUUAUUGUGAUGUCACAAAAAGCCCUUCAUAAUCAUGCCUCCUGAAUUGAAGUGUUUGACAUGGGGGAUGGGACCAGUAACUUUAUGAUCAAACUUUAUCAAUGUAGAAGCAACAGUCAUUUUUCAUACUUUGGUCAUCCUACUUUGAUCUGGUUUCAUCCAAAUAUCAUCCAAUUUCAAAUCAAAUUAAAGUUUAUUGGUAACGUACACAGAUUUGCAGGUGUUCUAGCAGGUGCAGUGAAAUACUUUAUAUAAAUACGUGGUGUGUAAGGGAGAGUGGUGUAAAUUGAGCCAAAGUGGUAAGUUGAGCCACCCUUGUUUCUAUGAAACCAUACACAAAAUGAAUCAUUUGACCAAAUAUUUUGGAAGAGGUCAUCAUUUCAUGGAGUCUGUGAAGAAAAAAAAACACAUGGAAAAAUUGGUAAGACAAAAAACUGAUUUUUUUAUGAUGCUUGUAUCUAAUCAAAGUAGAUAAUUUUAAGAUUGUUCUAUACAUCAGUUGGGCUUUCUAUAAGCUACAAAUGAGGUCCUAAACCUAUCAUGAAAGUCAUCCUUGUAGCUGUGUCGGCUAAUAUAGUCAAAAUGUUUGCCUUGGGGUAAGUUGAGCCAAUGGCAAGUUGAACAAAUUGAAAGACAUUAUCGCUGGGAUAUGAGGUAACAAUAGGGCCUGGCAUGUGUUAAAAGUGUAAAAAAAAAAAAAGUACAACAUUUUUGUUAGGUGUUAAGCCUGUGUUAAAAGUUGCUUAAAAUUAUUAAAAGACAAAAAAGCUAUUGUGAUUAUGUUGAAUUGUGUUUGGGAAAUAAAAAUAGACAUGGUUUUAAAAAUGUAUUGGUAAUAUUUCAUUCAGUACAGAAAAGGCAGCUUUACUUACCCUUUCCCGCACUCAAUUUACCCCGUACCUGGGGUAAGUUGUGCCAAGAGACCACUUUUUUGUUCGGGACCUUUUUAUGUUUGGGAAUAAUCUCCAAAAUAAUAGCUAUUACAUUAGUGUGUUAUUUUAGCCAUUUCAUUAGUGUGUAAAUGGCAGAUUCUGGACAUUUGACUGCCAAGAAUGACUAUUGUCUUACAGUGAGGGAAAAAAGUAUUUGAUCCCCUGCUGAUUUUGUACGUUUGCCCACUGACAAAGAAAUGAACAGUCUAUAAUUGUAAUGGUAGGUUUAUUUUAACAGUGAGAGACAGAAUAACAACAACAAAAAUCCAGAAAAAUGCAUGUAGAAAAUUUUAUAAAUAGAUUUGCAUUUUAAUGAGGGAAAUAAGUAUUUGACCCCCUCUCAAUCAGAAAGAUUUCUGGCUCCCAGGUGUCUUUUAUACAGGUAACGAGCUGAGAUUAGGAGCACACUCUUAAAGGGAGUGCUCCUAAACUCAGCUUGUUACCUGUAUAAAAGACACCUGUCCACAGAAGCAAUCAAUCAAUCAGAUUCCAAACUCUCCACCAUGGCCAAGACCAAAGAGCUCUCCAAGGAUGUCAAGGACAAGAUUGUAGACCUACACAAGGCUGGAAUGGGCUACAAGACCAUCGCCAAGCAGCUUGGUGAGAAGGUGACAACAGUUGGUGCAAUUAUUCGCAAAUGAAAGAAACACAAAAGACCUGUCAAUCUCCCUCUGCCUGGGGCUCCAUGCAAGAUCUCACCUCAUGGAGUUGCAAUGAUUAUGAGAACGGUGAGGAAUCAGCCCAGAACUACACGGGAGGAUUUUGUCAAUGAUCUCAAGGCAGCUGGGACCAUAGUCACCAAGAAAACAAUUGGUAACACACUACGCCGUGAAGGACUGAAAUCCUGCAGCGCCCGCAAGGUCCCCCUGCUCAAGAAAGCACAUAUACAGGGCCGUCUGAAGUUUGCCAACGAACAUCUGAAUGAUUCAGAGGAGAACUGGGUGAAAGUGUUGUGGUCAGAUGAGACCAAAAUGGAGCUCUUUGGCAUCAACUCAUUUCGCCGUAUUUGGAGGAGGAGGAAUGCUGCAUAUGAUCCCAAGAACACCAUCCCCACCAUCAAACAUAGAGGUGGAAACAUUAUGCUUUGGGGGUGUUUUUCUGCUAAGGGGACAGGACAACUUCACCGCAUCAAAGGGACGAUGGACGGGGCCAUGUACCGUCAAAUCUUGGGUGAGAACCGCCUUCCCUCAGCCAGGGCAUUGAAAAUGGGUCGUGGAUGGGUAUUCCAGCAUGACAAUGACCCAAAACACACGGCCCUGGCCAAAGUGUGGAUUUGUUGUUAUUCUGUCUCUCACUGUUCAAAUAAACCUACCAUUAAAAUUAUAGACUGAUCAUGUCUUUGUCAGUGGGCAAACGUACAAAAUCAGCAGGGGAUCAAAUACUUUUUUCCCUCACUGUAAACAAAAGCAAAUUUGCUUUGGUUCUGUUGGCGGCCAUCUUUGUUUUUUGGAAGGAAAUACUCUGUUUUUAAUAUGAGAUGAUUCAUGAUUUUUUAAAUAGGUCAAGCCGAGGACAACAUGGUCUUUCCUGUUGUGGGGAGGGUAUCUAGCUAGCUACAGUCGUCUGUGCCUUUAUCUAGGUCAGGAAACUGGAGCUUGUAAAUAAUUCAAAUGCAGCUGCUGAGAAGUGGGUUCGUAGAGAUGUUGAGCUAGUUGUAGGAUAGUUCUGAUGAGGUUCACAUGCAAUUUUCAGCAUUCAGAUCAAAUUAUCAGAUUUUGCACAUGGUAUUGGAUCUUGUGUGCCAUAGUAAGAAAUAGUCGUCAGUAGAGGGGUGUUGCUAUUAGAGAGAGCACCGCUCCCAGUUUAGUUGUAAAGUUACUUAGGAAAUACACAGAGCAAGUGGCUUUUGGUCAGACUCAGAUUAAACCUAGGGCAGCCUACUCUUAGACUAAAAACCAUGUUCAAUUAAUAGUCUCCAUUGAAAGUGCUAGCAUGUUCAAAGAAAAGUCUCCACUAAAAGUGCUUUCAAGUCCAGAGUAGUAGGUAUAAUCUUGGUAUGUGCAGAUGCCCCUUUAAAUGUACCAGAAGAAACAACAUCUCACAUUAACCAGGGAAGUCCUGAGGGAUCCUGUAACUGUACAUCAUUGGUUAUGAAAGAAUACCACUGACUGUUUGUGUGUACCUGUCCCCAGGAUGACGGUAAGGGGGAGGACAACAUGGCUCAGAAAAGGGCUGCUCUCGUGGAGAAGAGGCUGAGGAGGGAGAAGGAGACGCAGCAGAAGAAGCUGCAGCAGGAGGCAGAGCUAGAGCAGAAGAAGGAGGAGGCACGGUAUGUAUUCAUACUCACACCCACGUACAGACACUCCCACUUGAGCUAUUUUAAAAGCCCCUCACAUAGUAUCGUGUUGUUUUACGUUAGUCAAUCAAAUUGUAUUUGUCAAAGUAUAUCAAAUGCUAAUGCAAUUAGCAAAAGUACAUUACUACUGAUUGUCUGGUAAUGUGCAUCAAUCAGUAUUCACAUACUUUGAUCAAUUGCAUACCAUCUGAUUGCUCCCGGUCAUAGUUUGAGAUGUUCUUGAUUCUUGGUCAUCAUCUACUAUGUCUCCUUUGCCCUCUCCACUUCCUCUCAGAGUAAAAGCAGAGGAGGAGCGCGUGAGGAAGGAGGAGGAGAAGGCCCGCCGGGAGUUCAUCAAGCAGGAGUACAUGAGGAGGAAGCAGCUCAAGCUCAUGGAGGACAUGGACACAGUGAUCAAACCGCGACUGGCCUGCGCCAAACAGAGGAGAGCCCGGCCCAAGUCCAUCCACCGGGACAGCAUGGACUCCCCCAGAACCCUGGCCAGGGCGGCAGGUAACCAUGGAAACCUCUCUCAGGGAUCACUGUUGGUGUCGUGUUGGUGUGGUGUGUCUGCCCAUGUGCCGCCCAUGUGCCGCCGUCUGGCGCCACAGCUAGCUUUGUGCCACUUGCGAUAAAACACUGUUUCUCUGCAGCUCAGCGUGGGUUCUUAUGGUAGACUACAGAGUGUACUAGUUCUGGUUGAGAUCUGCAUGCCAACUAGUACUAUUAAGAAAUUGCUUCAUUAUGAAAGCAACUUAUUUUCAAUUCAGUAGCUAACCCUGCCUGAUUUCUUAACUGCUUUGCCAAACCAAUUCAACCAAUUUGAUCUUGUAAUGCAAUGUGUAGCUUGAAUCGAUCUCUGAUAGCUUGGCAAGGACAUCUCAUUAUGCUAUGUGGGACUUUGGAAGGUUUCCAUGACAACCAUCAUCAGUCUUUGACUAUGAAAAGGAACUCAAAAUCAAAAUACAGAGGUGUGUGUGUUUGCACACAUCAAAUGAUGCUGCAGAUAGCUGUGACAAGGUGGGCACAAAGUACUGUGGACGGACUCGUGUUGUUGUUGUGGUCGUGGUGUAACGGUGUUGUCCCAUCUUGUGCAAAACUUGUGUUUCACAUCCAGGUUCACGACCUCGUGUUUUUUCAGUCUCCAGCUUGUCUCUGGCCUCGCUCAACCUGGGAGACAGUGACAGUGUGCACUCUGAGAAGAGAACACCAAGGUAAGAUUCCUUUCUAUUAACAGUAUAUGAAACACACUUCUGCAUACGCCUACAUGAAUUUCAUCUUAACAUUUAUUCUACUUUAAGGGGUGAAUCGUAACUUCGACUUAAGUUUCAUUUUCACUUAGUCAUGCAUUGAUGUCAAUGGGUGACCAUUUUACUUAAGUUAAAAAAAAAUCCCAAAAUGUUUAUUUAUAAUCUGUUUCAUUGAACUUGAGUAUCACUUCUGACCUGAUUUUUAACCCUCUCUCUAGCCAAUGGCUUUUAACCUAACAUUUUCUGUAUUCUCUACACAAUUUUUUCCUACCUACUAUCUCACUCUCUCCUAAUGUUUUGGAACUGUCAGAAGUGCUAGCUUACACUCUGGCAGUCUGUGCUUCUUUCUGAGCUCUCCUAAACUGAGAAGGAGAAGGUUAGUUCCUGUGUAGUAGUUUAACCCUGAAUCCACCUCACUGUCCCAGCUUCUGUAGCAUAAGAACGAGAGUUCUUAUGGGAAGUCUUAAGACACUGGGGCAACACCAAGUCCAGGGUCCUGUUCAUUAGGACACGCAAAGGAAAACCUUUUGCAACAGAAAACAAAAAAAGGUGUUUCUUAUUGGACAAGUCCAGGUAGUCCCCUCCCUGUUUUAGUCCGUUUUCGUUCCAUUUGGUGUCUAAUGAACACGACCCAUGUGAUGCUUCAUGGUCCCACCACCCCCCUUCAAUGUGACAGAGAUCUCACCAUCAACCCCUGCGUAAAUGCAUUUUCCCCAAUGCACUACACAGAACAAUUGUUCUGUUUUCCCUAUGUCACAUUGUCACUGCCUAUAUUCCUGCUGCUUCGUAACCUCUUCCCUAUGUUAAGUGUAUCUAGAUAAGAUGCUUCGAGAUAUAGGUGCUUGUAGUAUCUAUCCCUCAAGAACACUUGAUUGCGUCACAUUGCUUCACUGCUACCCAUGCUUGUAUGAGAGUAAAGAUAUACCCUUUUCACGCUAUCGUUCCGACCCAAACCAAAUUGUGCUGGCUCAGAUAUUUCGUUUACACAUUUUCCCUUUCAGUAUGGUUCCAGCAACUAUGGUGGAUGCGUAAUCAGGCCAGCUCAGUAUAGCUUGGUUUGGUUCAGUUGUUUGAAAAGCCCUUUAGAGAGCUUGAACUUAAGGUUUUGAUAAGCAAAGAACCGUAGUAUCCAAAGCCAAUCCCUGUUAGCGAUGUUCAAAUUUACUUGGGUACACACUGUUUGUACUGUGCACACAAAUAGCUUGUACAGUUUUCCCAUGGAAAGCGGGAAGUCCUUGCACAUCAUUCUAUAUGUGGUAACAAAACUGUAGUACCCAUGGAAAGAGGUGACCUAAGUGCCUGUGUCUCUCUCUCUCUGUGUGUGUGUGUGUGUGUGUGUGUGUGUGUGUGUGUGUGUGUGUGUGUGUGUGUGUGUGUGUGUGUGUGUGUGUGUGUCAGGCCUGAUUCUGCAGAUGGUUUUCUGUCCCCUUGUCGAUCUGGGAGCCGGAAUGGGGAGGACGAUUGGGAGAACGGUUCCACCACCUCGUCUGUUAAAUCCAACACAGAGUACACAGGUGGGUGAUCAACUCAUUACACACACCAGUGACACAUUAUUGUAUUAUUUUUAUUAGCUGUAUUAUAAUUCUUUGUGAUUGGCUUUGCUAACUGAGUGUACUUCAUGCUUUUAAGAUAUCUGAUUUGGGUCCAAUUCAUCAAUCUAAGCUGCUAUUAUAUGGGAUAGGAUAUAGGAUUAACUUUAAUGUCCCUGAGGGGGUAAUUGUCUUAGAGACACAGUACUGCUGUAUACAAAAUAGACACUGUACAUUCCACACUCACCAUAAUACAUAAAUUGCACGAUACCCAAUGGGGGGUUUAAAUGGGUUUCCAUCUCAUUUUCAACUCUUCUGAUUGUUUUGUCACCAAAACAAUUGUGUUAUAUAGCAAAUGUGCCCACUCUGUUAUUGCCUUAGCCAACAGCUCGCAGUUACAGUGCAGGUAUAGCCUACAUGAUGAGAUUAUUAUGGACAAAAGAGCGAGAUUAUUUUUAUUUGUCAAACGGCAGCCAAGCAUCGAUCAUCAUGUCACCAGAAUCAAGCUCAUCACCUUUCACCUUCAUCACCCUAUGAAAUUCAUCAUAAUUUCUCAAGCCGUAGUGGGAGGACACACAACAUGUCAUCGCAUUACUCCAAGAUUAUUUCGUUAUUAUAUCAAUAUUUGCACAUACAGUUGAAGUCGGAAGUUUACAUACACUUAGGUUGGAUUCAUUAAAACUCGUUUUUCAACCACUCCACAAAUUUCUUGUUAACAAACUAUCGUUUUGGCAAGUCGGUUAGGACAUCUACUUUGUGCAUGACACAAGUAAUUUUUCCAACAAUUGUUUACAGACAGAUUAUUUCACUUAUAAUUCACUGUAUCACAAUUCCAGUGGGUCAGAACUUUACAUACCCUAAGUUGACUGUGCCUUUAAACAGCUUGGAAAAUUCCAGAAAAUGAUGUCAUGGCUUUAGAAGCUUCUGAUAGGCUAAUUGACAUCCUUUGAGUCAAUUGGAGGUGUUCCUGUGGAUGUAUUUCCAGGCCUACCUUCAAACUCAGUGACUCUUUGCUCGACAUCAUGGGAAAAUCAAAAGAAAUCAGCCAAGACUUCAGAAAAAAAAUUGUAGACCUCCACAAGUCUGGUUCAUCCUUGGGAGCAAUUUCCAAACGCCUGAAGGUACCACGUUCAUCUGUACAAACAAUAGCACGCAGGUAUAAACACCAUGGGACUACGCAGCCGUCAUACCACUCAGGAAGGAGACGUGUUCUGUCUCCUAGAGAUGAACGUACUUUGGUGCGAAAAGUGCAAAUCAAUCCCAGAACAACAGCAAAGUACCUUGUGAAGAUGCUGGAGGAAACAGGUACAAAAGUAUCUAUAUCCACAGUAAAACGAGUCCUAUAUCGACAUAACCUGAAAGGCCGCUCAGCAAGGAAGAAGCCACUGCUCCAAAACCGCCAUAAAAUAGCCAGACUACGGUUUGGGGACAAAGAUCGUACUUUUUGGAGAAAUGUCCUCUGGUCUGAUGAAACAAAAAUAGAACUGUUUGGCCAUAAUGACCAUCAUUAUGUUUGGAGGAAAAAGGGGGUUGCUUGCAAGCCGAAGAACACCAUCCCAACCGUGAAGCAUGGGGGUGGCAGCAUCAUGCUGUGGGGGUGCUUUGCUGCAGGAGGGACUGGUGCAUUUCACAAAAUAGAUGGCAUCAUGAGGAAGGAAAAUUAUGUGGAUAUAUUGAAGCAACAUCAGUCAGGAAGUUAAAGCUUGGUCGCAAAUGGGUCUUCCAAAUGGACAAUGACCCCCAGCAUACUUCCAAAGUUGUGGCACAAUGGCUUAAGGACAACAAAGUCAAGGUAUUGGAGUGGCCAUCACAAAGCCCUGACCUCAAGCCUAUAGAAAAGUUGUGGGCAGAACUGAAAAGGCGUGUGCGAGCAAGGAGGCCUAUAAACCUGACUCAAUUACACCAGCUCUGUCAGGAGGAAUGGGCCAAAAUUCACCCAACUUAUUGUGGGAAGCUUGUGGAAGGCUACCUGAAACGUUUGACCCAAGUUAAACAAUUUAAAGGCAAUGCUACCAAAUACUAAUUGAGUGUAUGUAAACUUCUGACCCACUGGGAAUGUGAUGAAAGAUAUAAAAGCUGAAAUAAAGAAUUCUCUCUACAAUUAUUCUGACAUUUCACAUUCUUAAAAUAGUGGUGAUCCUAACUGACCUAAGACAGGGAUUUUUUUACUAGGAUUAAAUGUCAGGAAUUGUGAAAAACUGAGUUUAAAUGCAUUUGGCUAAGGUGUAUGUAAACUUCUGACUUCAAUUGUAAAAGCGUUUCCACCGCCAUUUCUUGCAUAAUUAAUUUUACCAACACAAAAAAAUCCCACCUUGUCUAGCAUAUUUUGUUUUGUCGACAUUUGGAAAGUUUACCGAUAAAUUCUAUCAGGCCUGUCGUGAAAUGUUUAUCAGACUUCACUCGCAUAAAAAGGUUGGAUGGAAAAGAGGUAGCCUAGCGGUUACAGCGUUGAGCCAGUAACCAAAACGUUGCUGGUUCGAUUCCCCGAACCGACAAGGUGAAUAAUCUAUCGAUGUGCCCUUGAGCAAGGCACUUAACCCUAAUUCCCCCUGUAAGUCGCUCUGGGUAAGAGUGUCUACUAAACUUAACCAAAUUUCAACAUAGAAAAAUCUUGUAUUAAAUAUGUUGAAUUUGUACCUUUUAAAACAAUGUCAUAUCUUUAACGUUAUAUCCACUAUCAGAAAAAAAAACAAUAGGCUGGGCAUCACCUCCUACUGGAGAAUUGAUCUAUCUACAGCUACCCUUUGGUCUCCCAUCCAGGGUUUUAACCAAGCUUACUUUGCUAUGAAAUUUGUCACUGACUAUUACCAAUGUGCUAUGGUAAGAAUGAUUGUUGAGAGAUCUCCACUUAUAAACUAAAUAGAUUCACUGUUGCUAUCAAAGUCAUUCCAAAGUGUAGGUUUUACAGAGCAAAUUAAAUGUGACCAUACUUUAUCACUCAUAUAUCAUCAAUGAUGCUAUUUAGGCCUAUAUAGCAUUUACAACGUCAUCAACAACUAUUGUUUAAUUAAACCUAGGAUUAAACUAAAAAUAGACAAUACAUAGGCCUAGGGUUUCAAGCUGUGGUUGAUUUCAAGUUUAAAGAUAUUUAGUGACAUUGAAAUGUGUUUGGUCAAAUAGUAACAUUUGAAGGAGAUGUAUUUUCUGCUUGGAUAGUUCCAUCUGUGCCACAAACUUACUCUGGCUUUAAUUCCAGUUUGUCUACAUUUAGUCCUAUUCUUUGUUGAUAUUUGGUUGCGUUCAGAGGCAUCAUGUACAUAGGGGGCACAAGGGCACGUUCCCCCCUCAGAUUUGUCAUUUUGUUUUGGCAUAAUGAUUAUGGCUCUAGAUUGCGGGAAAAAGCUGUUUCAGUUGUUUGAAAAAUGCUAUAUUCUCCAACAUCAGCCCCCCUCCGGACCCCCCCCCCAUCCACAUGUACUUCAUGUUCCCUAUAAUUGGUGCAUGACGCUCCUGGUUGCAUUGACAACCAAACACAAUUCAAUAUCUCUUUUGAAAUACAAUAAAUGGUAAAAGGUAGGCAUCAAAAUUAUUGACACCCCUAAAGAUUCUUAUAAAUAAAGUAGUCAAAAGUUUAGUAUUUGGUCCCAUAUUCCUAUCACGCAAUGACUACAUCAAGCUUUUGACUCUCCAAACUUGUUGGAUGCAUUUGCAGUUAGUUUUGGUUGUGUUUCAGAUUAUUUUGUGCCCAAUAGAAAUGUAUGGUAAAUCAUGUAUUGUGUCAUUUUGGAGUCACAUAUUGUAAAUAAGAUUAGAAUAUGUUUCUAAACACUUCUACAUUAAUGUGGAUGCUACCAUGAUUACGGAUAAUCCUGAAUGAAUUGUGAAUAAUGUCAAAGAUCAUACCCCUAAGACCUCCCCUGUUAUUUGUAAUGGUGAGAGGUUCGCAUUUCUUGGACAUAUGAUAUUUGACCCUCUUUGAUUAUCAGAACGUGACAUUGGACUUCUGUUAAGGACGCUUUCAUGAACAAGUGUUCAAUCAUGGCCAGCUGGUCAGGUUAGCAUAGGGCUAAAUGUGCCAGGUUAUCCAAUGGGAACAGCUAACAUGUAGCGUUUUAUCACAUGCAACUACGUCGGCGAUUUUAAUCAGCAGAUGCGCAUUUUAAACUGAAACCUUUUCUGAUGUUCGCAAGUAUGGACCCCCUGAAAUUGCCCUACCAUUACCUGGUUGCUAAAAUUCUAUAAUGUUCGCCUAAUUUCAGUUUAUGUGAGGAAAAACAAGCAAUGUAUAGUGCAGAGAAUCAUUGUAUCAUCUAAACCGAUGUGAAAUAUAUUUUCAAUAAGCAAAAAUAUUGUAUUGUCAGCUGUUUGAAACUGGUGUGCAGAAAUUGCUCUUCCAUUUCCUGGUUGAUAAAAUUCUAAUAGUUAGUCUAAUUUCAGUUUAUGUGACAAAACAAGCAAGUAUAGUGUAGACCAAAACCAAAAAUAUUGUAUUUUCAGCUGUUUGAAGCUGGUGUACAAAACUGAAAGUAAAAGAUGCAAAAACUCAACUUACAGUGGGGAAAAAAGUAUUUAGUCAGCCACCAAUUGUGCAAGUUCUCCCACUUAAAAAGAUGAGAGAGGCCUGUAAUUUUCAUCAUAGGUACACGUCAACUAUGACAGACAAAAUGAGAUUAUUUUUUCCAGAAAAUCACAUUGUAGGAUUUUUUAUGAAUUUAUUUGCAAAUUACAGUGAGGGAAACAAGUAUUUUAUCCCCUGCUGAUUUUGUACGUUUGCCCACUGACAAAGAAAUGAUCAGUCUAUAAUUUUAAUGGUAGGUUUAUUUGAACAGUGAGAGACAGAAUAACAACAAAAAAAUCCAGAAAAACGCAUGUAAAAGUUUUUAUUAAUUGAUUUACAUUUUAAUGAGGGAAAUAAAUAUUUGACCCCCUCUCAAUCAGAAAGAUUUUCUGGCUCCCAGGUGUCUUUUAUACAGGUAAUGAGCUGAGAUUAGGAGCACACUCUUAAAGGGAGUGCUCCUAAUCUCAGUUUGUUAUCUGUACAAAAGACAUCUGUCCACAGAAGCAAUCAAUCAAUCAGAUUCCAAACUCUCCACCAUGGCCAAGACCAAAGAGCUCUCCAAGGAUGUCAGGGACAAGAUUGUAGACCUACACAAGGCUGGAAUGGGCUACAAGACCAUCGCCAAGCAGCUUGGUGAGAAGGUGAUAACAGUUGGUGUGAUUAUUCGCAAAUGGAAGAAACACAAAAUAACUGUCAAUCUCCCUCGGCCUGGGGCUCCAUGCAAGAUCUCACCUAGUGGAGUUGCAAUGAUCAUGAGAACGGUGAGGAAUCAGCCCAGAACUACACGGGAGGAUCUUGUCAAUGAUCUCAAGGCAGCUGGGACCAUAGUCACCAAGAAAACAAUUGGUAACACACUACGCCGUGAAGGACUGAAAUCCUGUAGCACCCGCAAGGUCCCCCUGCUCAAGAAAGCACAUAUACAGGCCUGUCUGAAGUUUGCCAAUGAACAUCUGAAUGAUUUAGAGGAGAACUGGGUGAAAGUGUUGUGGUCAGAUGAGACCAAAAUGGAGCUCUUUGGCAUCAACUCAACUUGCACUGUUUGGAGGAGGAGGAAUGCUGCCUAUGACCCCAAGAACACCAUCCCCACCGUCAAACAUGGAGGUGGAAACAUUAUGUUUGGAGGUGUUUUUCUGCUAAGGGGACAGGACAACUUCACCGCAUCAAAGGGACGAUGGACGGGGCCAUGUACCGUCAAAUCUUGGGUGAGAACCUCCUUCCCUCAGCCAGGUUUUUGAAAAUGGGUCGUGGAUGGGUAUUCCAGCAUGACAAUGACCCAAAACACACGGCCAAGGCAACAAAGGAGUGGCUCAAGAAGAAGCACAUUAAGGUCCUGGAGUGGCCUAGCCAGUCUCCAGACCUUAAUCCCAUAGACAAGUGGAGGGAGCUGAAGGUUCGAGUUGCCAAAUGUCAGGCUCGAAACCUUAAUGAUUUGGAGAAGAUCUGCAAAGAGGAGUGGGACAAAAUCCCUCCUGAGAUGUGUGCAAACCUGGUGGCCACUUACAAGAAAUGUCUGACCUCUGUGAUUGCCAACAAGGGUUUUGCCACCAAGUACUAAGUCAUGUUUUGCAGAGGGGUCAAAUACUUAUUUCCCUCAUUAAAAUGCAAAUCAAUUUAUAACAUUUUUUACAUGUGUUUUUCUGGAUUUUUUUGUUGUUAUUCUGUCUCUCACUUUUCAAAUAAACCUACCAUUAAAAUUAUAGACUGAUCAUGUCUUUGUCAGUGGGCAAACGUACAAAAUCAGCAGGGGAUCAAAUACUUUUUUCCCCUCACUGUAUGGUGGAAAAUAAUUAUUUGGUCAAUAACAAAAGUUUCUCAAUACUUUGUUAUAUACCCUUUGUUGGCAAUGACACAGGUCAAACGUUUUCUGUAAAUCUUCACAAGGUUUUCACACACUGUUGCUGGUAUUUUGGCCCAUUCCUCCAUGCAGAUCUCCUCUAGAGCAGUGAUGUUUUGGGGCUGUCGCUGGGCAACACGGACUUUCAACUCCCUCCAAAGAUUUUCAAUGGGGUUGAGAUCUGGAGACUGGCUAGGCCACUCCAGGACCUUGAAAUGGUUCUUACGAAGCCACUCCUUCGUUGCCCGGGCGGUGUGUUUGGGAUCAUUGUCAUGCUGAAAGACCCAGCCACGUUUCAUCUUCAAUGCCCUUGCUGAUGGAAGGAGGUUUUCACUCAAAAUCUCACGAUACAUGGCCCCAUUCAUUCUUUCCUUUACACGGAUCAGUCGUCCUGGUCCCUUUGCAGAAAAACAGCCCCAAACCAUGCUUCACAGUAGGUAUGGUGUUCUUUGGAUGCAACUCAGCAUUCUUUGUCCUCCAAACACGACGAGUUGAGUUUUUACCAAAAAGUUCUAUUUUGGUUUCAUCUGACCAUAUUACAUUCUCCCAAUCCUCUUCUGGAUCAUCCAAAUGCACUCUAGCAAACUUCAGACGGGCCUGGACAUGUACUGGCUUAAGCAGGGGGACACGUCUGGCACUGCAGGAUUUGAGUCCCUGGCGGCGUAGUGUGUUACUGAUGGUAGGCUUUGUUACUUUGGUCCCAGCUCUCUGCAGGUCAUUCACUAGGUCCCCCCGUGUGGUUCUGGGAUUUUUGCGUGGAGCCCCAGAUCGAGGGAGAUUAUCAGUGGUCUUGUAUGUCUUCCAUUUCCUAAUAAUUGCUCCCACAGUUGAUUUCUUCAAACCAAGCUGCUUACCUAUUGCAGAUUCAGUCUUCCCAGCCUGGUGCAGGUCUACAAUUUUGUUUCUGGUGUCCUUUGACAGCUCUUUGGUCUUGGCCAUAGUGGAGUUUGGAGUGUGACUGUUUGAGGUUGUGAACAGGUGUCUUUUAUACUGAUAACAAGUUCAAACAGGUGCCAUUAAUACAGGUAACGAGUGGAGGACAGAGGAGCCUCUUAAAGAAGAAGUUACAGGUCUGUGAGAGCCAGACAUCUUGCUUGUUUGUAGGUGACCAAAUACUUAUUUUCCACCAUAAUUUGCAAAUAAAUUCAUUAAAAAUCCUACAAUGUGAUUUUCUGGAUUUUUUUCUUCUCUAUUUGUCUUUCAUAGUUGACGUGUACCUAUGAUGAAAAUUACAGGCCUCUCUCAUAUUUUUAAGUGGGAGAACUUGCACAAUUGGUGGCUGACUAAAUUAUUUUUUUCCCCACUGUGAGAACAGAAAGCAUAGAACUAGCACACAUUGCACAGAUCUACCGCUUCCUAGACUUGCUUUCAAUGACAAUUACAGAUCUAUAACUCACAUUUCUAUGUGAAUUUGGUCUGGUCGCCCAAAAAGUUACAUAUUGCAGCUUUAAGGCAGGGGAGAGUUGUUUCAGUUCAGGCUGUGUUGUUGCAAUUCGCCUAGUUUCCACAAGGGGGUUGCAUUUUACCAAGAGACCCUUUAAAGUUGGAAGUACCACUCUUAACAGGUUCAGUUUUUGUCACUCUGCACAUUGGUUGGGUAACAUGUUGAAUCUAAUGCCAUGAUUGCUCAGCAUUAAUGAUUAUGUUUUUGACUUGAGACAAUCAAAACAGAGGAGCGAAAUGAACUCUUAGCGAAAUUUCAGUCAGAAAUUAUCAGAUGAUGAUUGCGUAGUGGGCCCUUAGUCUAAAGAUUCCAUGAUGAGUAAUGUUAAGAUAAUACCUAUAAAUGAUUUACUCACAGACUGCUGGGACAAGUCAGAGGCCCCAGAUAGAAUGGUUGCUAUGACGACUGAUCAUCUUCCCUAUGUUUGCACAGGGCCCAAAUUGUACAAGGAGCCGAGUGCCAAAUCGAAUAAGCAUAUCAUCCAGAACGCACUGGCCCACUGCUGCCUGGCAGGCAAGGUCAACGAAGGCCAGAAGAGCAAGAUUCUAGAGGUAAUGUGUUCUCUACAAUCUGGUCAUUCUAUUUCUACGGUGUUGGUAGUACUUCAAUACAAUGAAAUAACAUCUCAGAUGAAUGUUUUCUUAACAUUAUAUUAAUUUGAUUAUGGUGAUGUUUACUAGGAAUAUGUUCAUAGGGGAUCUAUUUUUUAUGCAGCAACUGCUGGUCACCAAGCUAUUAUCAUUAAAUUGUUUACAUUUUAGUCAUUUAGCAGACGCUCUGAACAAGAGCGACUUACAGGAGCAAUUAGGGUUUAGUGCCUUGCUCAAGGGCACAUCGACAGAUUUUUCACCUAGUGGGCUCGGGGAUUCGAACCAGUGACCUUUCGUUUACUAGUCCAACCCUCUUAACCGCUAGACACGUCUGUUGUCUUCUAUUAUGCUGUAUGAGGACAAUGAUAAUUUAUUUGCUCCCUUUUUGCAGGAAAUGGAGAAAUCCGAGGCCAACAACUUCCUGGUGUUGUUCCGGGACGGGGGUUGCCAAUUCCGCUCUCUGUACACGUACUGCCCCGAGACGGACGAGGCCACCAAGCUGACCGGCAUCGGGCCCAAUCGCAUCAUGCGCAAGAUGAUCGAGGGCCUCUACAAGUACAACUCAGACAGGAAGCAGUUCAGCCAGAUCCCCGCCAAGACCAUGUCGGCGAGCGUGGACGCCAUCACGAUCUACGGCCACCUGUGGCAAACCAAGAAACCAGCCACCCCGAAGAAAGUGGUACCUGCCAAGUCCUAA